This is a messenger RNA of Phalacrocorax carbo (great cormorant), 4718 nucleotides long. NCBI's taxonomy places the organism in Eukaryota, Metazoa, Chordata, Aves, Suliformes, Phalacrocoracidae. The record is from RefSeq and is a predicted model, not a curated record.
AAACCCAGUGUGCUCCUUAGGUGGUUUGUGGGAGGGAAAAACCCUGAUACUUCUAUUGGUUCCUUUCAUCUGUUCCAUGGGGACUUAAAUUCACUGCAGGGACUGGUGAUGGUUUGCAGCUGGACUGCAAAGGGGAGAGGACUUUGUGACCUUUCAGCUUGCUCAAAUUACCUUUGCAAAUGGUGCUGUAUUGGAAGGGUUCUGAACCAGACAGCUGAAAAUACUUGAAAGGAGUUGCGCUGUUUAAGGGAUCAGGGCUUCCUCUGAAAGUCUGCCAGAUGGAUUUCCAGAGCUGGCUUGCCUUCCCAAUGGGAGUAUUGCUGUGCUGUGCUGUUCAAAUGUCUGCCAUUCAACAACCUGCAUCUCACAACUGCACCACUGAUGGUCAAGGAAUAUCCUUCAGCCACUCCUACAAGAUUGACCUGCCCACAUCCUCCCAGAUUAAGGUGGAGGCAGAUCCAUUACAGCAUGAAGACAACAAGGUGCAGCUAGAUCCUGGGGAGGCUGAGGAAAAUGAAGAGCAGAAUAUUAUCUUUAGGCACAACAUCCAUGUUCAUACACCCAAAGGGCACUGUGAAACUUUGACCCACAUUAAGGGUCUACUUGAGAGGAUGGAGAAGCUGGAGAAAGAAGUGGCAGAGCUGAGAGAAGUCUGCAGCCCUCAGAAGUGCUGUGGGGGAAGCCAAGGUGUCCCACAUUGCAAGGGCCGUGGGACUUUGCUCUAUGAGACUUGCAGCUGUAAGUGUGCCGAGGGCUGGGAGGGAAGCGACUGCUCCCGCCCCACCUGCCCCAGCCACUGCAGUGGCCAUGGGCUCUGCGAUGGUGGGAAGUGUAUCUGCGACGAGCCUUACUUUGGUGAGGACUGCGGCCAGCAGCUCUGUCCUGAGAACUGCAGCGGCAACGGCAUCUGUGACGUAGCCAAAGGGGUCUGCCGGUGCUACCAGGAGUUCACUGGGGAGGACUGCAGUGAGAAACGAUGUCCCGGGGACUGCAGUGGCAAUGGAUUCUGUGAUACAGGAGAGUGCUACUGCCAUGAUGGCUUCUUUGGCCUUGACUGCUCCCAGGUGCUUGCUCCUCAGAAGCUGCAGCUGCUGAACUCCACUGAGAACUCUCUGGCUGUCAGCUGGCAUCACAUGAUUGAUAUGGAUAAUUACAUAAUUAGCUAUUAUCCUGUAGGAUAUGAGACACUGGUGACACAAGUCCAUGUGCCCAAAGAGCAGCUCAGCUAUGAGAUUGUGGGUCUCCGCCCUGGCACCACAUAUAAUGUCACGCUUCGUCAUGUGAAGAAGGGGAUUGCCAGUGAGCCCAAAUAUCUAGAAGCAAGUACAGUCCUGUCUGUACUCAAUGCCAUCCGGGUGACAGACGAGAUGGAGCAUUCCCUGGAAGUGGAGUGGGAGAACCCACCAAAAGGUGUGGAUUAUUACAAGCUGAAGUUCAGACCCCUGCUGGAGAUGGAUGAGAAGCAGGUCAUGGUGCCCAAAAGCAAUGACCAGAUGAGCAGACACAUCAUGACUGGCUUGAAACCUGGCACAGAGUAUGAGGUCACCAUAAUACCUGUGAAAGAUGAUACAGAGGGGAAACCAUCCUCAGUGAGUGGUAGGACUGGACUUGAUAGCCCAACCAAUGUGGCAACUGACCGAGUGACAGAGGAUACAGCCACUGUCUCAUGGAAUAAAGUUGAGGCUCCCAUAGACAGGUACGUGGUGAGAUACACCUCAGCCAAUGCGGACAUCAAGGAAAUAGAGGUGGGGAGUGAAAAUGACAGCAUCACCUUACUGGACCUGAAGCCAGGCAUGGAAUAUGUCAUCCAGAUGUGGGCAGAGAAGGGACCCCAGCGGAGCAAGAAGACAAGCACCAAAGCCGUGACAGAAAUUGACAGCCCAACUGAGCUGUCAACCGACCAAGUGACAGAGGAUGCAAUUACUGUUUCCUGGAACAAAGUCCAGGCUUCAAUAGACAGGUACAGAGUGAGCUACACCUCGGCUAAUGGGGACACAGAGGAGCGAGAGGUGGAGAAAGACAAGAACAUCACUACCUUGGCAGGACUGAAGCCAGGCGUGGAGUAUGUCAUUUACAUCUGGGCAGAAAAGGGAGAACAAAAGAGCAAGAGGGCUAGUACUGAGGCUGUGACAGAAAUGGACAGCCCAAAGAAUCUGGUAACUGACCACGUGACAGAGGACUCAGCCACCAUCUCCUGGGAUGGUGUCCAAGCACCUAUAGACAAGUAUAUGGUGAGCUAUGCUUCUGCUGAUGGGGAUGCCAAGGAAAUAGAAGUGGGGAAGGACAGGAGCGCUACUACCCUGACAGGACUGAAACCAGGCAUGAAGUACACCAUCCAUCUCUGGGCAGAGCUGGGGAGCAAGCAUAGCAAGACAGUGAGCAUUGACACACUGACAGAGAUUGAUCCUCCUAAGAACCUCCAUGUAUCAGAUGUGACUCAUUCUACUGGCAUAGUUACCUGGACUCCUCCUGCAGCACAGAUUGAUGGCUACGCUCUGACCUAUCAGGGUCGUGAUGGCACGAGCAAGGAAGUACGACUGGGUCCUAGUGGACAACGGUUUGUGCUGGAAGGACUGGAACAAGGAGUGAGGUACACCAUCUUUGUGAUGGCCUAUAAGGGAGAUCGCCAGAGCAUAAAGACACGCAGUACCUUCUCAACAGUUAGCUUUCUCUACCCAUAUCCCGCGGACUGCAGCCAGAUGCAGCAGAACGGAAAUGCCUCCAGCAGCAUGUACACCAUCUACCUGAACGGGGAUGUCAGCAGGCCGAUGCAGGUGUACUGUGACAUGACCACUGAUGGAGGCGGCUGGAUAGUGUUUCAGAGGCGGAGCACUGGCAAGCUGGACUUCUACAAACGCUGGAAAAAUUAUGUGGAAGGCUUUGGAGAUCCCACAGGGGAAUUCUGGCUUGGUCUUGACAAGCUGCACAAUCUCACAAGCAGCAGCCCCAUCCACUAUGAGCUCCGGGUGGAUUUGCAGACAGCCACGGAAUCUGUCUACGCUGUCUAUGACUUCUUCCAGGUUGCCUCGAGCAAGGAAAGAUACAGGCUGUCAGUGGGGAAUUACAGAGGCAAUGCUGGGGAUGCAAUGACCUACCACAAUGGCUGGAAGUUCACAACGUGGGACAGAGACAAUGAUGUGUCUCUCAGCAACUGUGCUCUGACACACCAUGGUGCAUGGUGGUACAAGAACUGCCACUUGGCCAACCUCAAUGGGAAAUAUGGGGAGACCAAGCACAGUGAGGGGGUGAACUGGGAGCCAUGGAAAGGCCAUGAAUUCUCCAUCCCUUUUACUGAGAUGAAGAUCCGUCCUCAGUCUUCUCGUAAUAAGCCAGUCCUGGGGAGGAAGAAGAGGUCUCAGGGAAGGGGAAGAUCAGGCUUAAACUGAACUCUGUGCAGGACAGUAUCCAAAGACAUUUUUUAAAAUAUUCAAUAUUUCUUAACAAAGUUAGAUUCCAACAGCUUUCUCCAAUACAUUGAAGACAAUCACUGACUGGCGUGCACCCAGAGACCUCUGGAUCUGCAGUCCAGCCUGCUUCCAGCCUUUUGAGCUCCUGCUGGGUGAUCUGUCAGGGACUGGGAGGGGGCUUGUGGGGAGCAUCCAACUUGUAGCUCCCCUGUUUGACUAAACAUGACAAGGACCUGCUUGAUCCAAUGUAUGCAACUUCUAUGAACUUUACAUGAAACAAGUUUUAACACACGAUGUUGUUUCUCAAAACCCAUGUUGCUAACUCUUCUGAAUUCUGUCCUUUUCUGGUGCCAUCCACUUCAGACUGAAAAAAAAAUUUGAUCCCACUAAAAAAUAAUAGCUCCUUAAUGUACAUCAGAGAGCACUUUCCUGAGACCAUUCCUUCUCCGUCUUGGUCUGUGGUCCCUUUUUUUUUUAUUUCUUUCUCCUCAUAAUUUGGGGCACAUUCCCUACUCUUCUUCCAGUCAAAGAGCUGAGUUUUGGGAAAUGUUGUCAGGCUGCUGGCAAGGCUCAUUAACCCAGGUAUGGUCUGUAGUCUGGGUUCCUCAGCAUCCAGUAUCACAUCUCUCCAGGUGAUUUGCUCUCUGUUUUGCUUGUCUCUUCUUGUCUCCCAGUCCAAAGAAAAGCCUGAGGAGAGACACAGUGAGUUAAUGUUCUUGCUCCUGGGUGAGGCCCAGAACCAGGUGAGUGUAAGGGCUAUACUCGUCCAAGGUCUGCUCACCAUCCCAAGCCUGUCUCUGCAUACCGCUUGCCUAAGAGGCUAUUUACAAACCAUGAACGCAAUUCUCUAUGUGAUUGUCCCAUCUGCCACCUUCUGCUUUUUCAUUAGCAGUGUGGUAGCUAGUGAUGCUGAAAUGAUAAUGCUUGUCACCUGCCUCUAAAAUGAACACCUCUGAGUUAUAAACUGAUCCUGCAUGCUCUCUGUCAGGCUUUUCUUUCAGGCUGUCUGCAGAUUCCUAUGGGCCCCAGUGCAUGGUUUCACAUUUGGCUGCUUUUUCUCCUCACAGCUGUAAUGGUGAGUUUUAUUUUCUUUCCCUGAGCAGAUAUUGAAAUUCUGGACCACUAGCUACAGCCAGGGAGAAGUCUGAGCUCACCAAACGAUGCUUGCUCAAAGGCUUCCUUGUAUGAGCAGACUGGAACGCGAUUGUCCUAUGUCUUAAUGGCCUUUUCUAUCCCAGUGCUAAGCUGAGUAAUACAUUUUAAAGAAUCCUUUCCAGACUUUGGGGAAGCAAUAAAAUUUCAAAUAAAGGA